This is a messenger RNA of Williopsis jadinii, 1540 nucleotides long. Its product is annotated as bZIP transcription factor. Lineage: Eukaryota; Fungi; Ascomycota; Saccharomycetes; Phaffomycetales; Wickerhamomycetaceae. The transcript has a single exon. Gene Ontology annotation, molecular function: DNA-binding transcription factor activity. Gene Ontology annotation, biological process: regulation of DNA-templated transcription. Bases 97 to 1059 code for a protein of 320 amino acids. The record is from RefSeq and is a predicted model, not a curated record.
AGCAGGAGGAAGGGAAGAGCCACCAGGAACAACGUCAAGUAACACGAUCAAAGGCAGUAGUAUCAUUAUAGGAAGAAGAUAGCCACCAUUUUGAAGAUGAACAUGCAAACUGGGAAACAAGAGCAGGCCUAUGUUGAUUCUGAAGGCGCAGUUCUCGGAACCACUGGAGGGCCCAACCAUGCUUACUUUAACGAUAUGCUUUCACCUUAUUUUGCUCCGUAUGGCAUUGAUGUCUCACAUUUCCCCUUGACGAACCCACCGAUCUUUGAGAGUGCCAUGAUGAUGAACGGGCAAGGCCAACCACGCCGUCGUAUCUCCAUAUCGAAUGGGCAAAUUGGUCAGAUUAUCGAUCACGCUGAUGAUGGCUUUAGCGAUUCCACUGUAAAGUCUCAGGAUGACGUUGGCUUUGAAAGCAAUACCCUGGCGGUGGAGCAGCAAAGUAGGGUCCCAUCACAGAUGCAAGUGCUUCAAGGUGGCCAGGCUCAGGUUGUACCAUCUGUACGCUUGCCUUUACAGCAGCAGAUUCCUCAGCAGGUGCUUUUGCAACAGCAGCAGCAACGGCUCCCCGUCCAACAACAAGUGAUACCUCAAGGACAGUCACUCCCAGUUUCACCGCUAACACAGUCUACACGCUCACAACCCCAGGUUGUGCAACAAAUCCGCCAGCAAACACAGACCCCAGCGCAAGCACAGCACUCCCAACAACAUUCCCAACAGCAGCAGCCCCAGCAGCAGCUUCCUAUCACAACUAACGCUGAGGGGGUCCCUAUGACAAAGCUGAUGUACAACAACGAGGUGAUAUUCAAUCCGGAGGAUGGCCCAAUCCCCGGCACUGCCGCUUGGAAGAAGGCAAGGCUACUGGAACGUAACAGAAUAGCAGCAUCCAAAUGUCGACAGAGAAAGAAAGCUGCGCAGAACCAACUAAAGGAGAACGUUGAGAAGUAUGCCAAGGAGCUGGAAGAUUUAACCAAUGAAAACGAGGAUCUCCGUGCGAAAUUGGCUGCUAUUCGUGAACUGGCAGAAAGAGAAGGCCUUUCGAACAUUUUGGAUUUGUGUUGAUGGAAGCCAUUUUGUGUAAUUUGUUGAUGUAAACAAACAAAAUGUAAACAAACCUUCCAACAUCAACAACAAAGCGAACAGAACGUUGACUACAACAACGGAAACACAGAUUUCUCAAGGGCGCUUAAGUGUUAAAAGGACCAGUGAGACAAAAGAGGGUGGUAAGGUGUAUAAAGAUGGAUGAUUUAGUUCUUGUGAGUGGUAUUUUGCCUUGCGGUGUUAUUUAUGUUAUUUGCUUCCUGUAUCGUCUCAUUCUCUGUGACUUGUUUGUCCGUAGUUACUAACGGCGUGUAUAGGCGAUUGCACUUAUCAAGUUGAAGAACUCGAUGAAGUUACGUUCGGUCAGCGAGUUGUUUCAAAAACGGUCCCUUGAUGCCAUUCUUGGAGCCCUUGAAGGCGGUGAUGAAGGCGUAUCAGGCACUGACAUUUGCUUUGCAAAAGUUCACCAGCAAGUUGAGUCGUUGACAUCCCAAGAGAAGGA